Scleropages formosus (Asian bonytongue) is the source of this 1968-nucleotide messenger RNA. Its product is annotated as protein rapunzel-like. NCBI's taxonomy places the organism in Eukaryota, Metazoa, Chordata, Actinopteri, Osteoglossiformes, Osteoglossidae. Bases 218 to 913 code for a protein of 231 amino acids. The transcript is spliced from 2 exons. The record is from RefSeq and is a predicted model, not a curated record.
ACAAAGAUGGAAAAACAUCGGUUUUGCGCUGAAUUUAACUCGCAUUUCUAAUUUUUACGUGUUUCUACUUGACACGAGAGCACCAUUGCAGCUCGUAAUUGCGUGCUCAAAGGCCUCCUCGCAUCGACGUAAGCGAAAACGAGCAAAGGCGGAGCUGCGACUCUGAAUGAAUCUCUGUUAGUUGCGUCGGACGUGAACUGGAAAACCCACAACAGCAAUGGCUGACGCGGCAACGGUGAAAAAAACUGCGGCCAAGGUGCUGGCAUGUGUGGAGAAAGUGUCCUCUUUCGCCUCUUCCAUCGACCCGUUGUUCGGCAUCGUCACCUCCCUUGUGUCAGUGGCACGCAAGGGCCUGGUUGGCGAAGAGGCGCACGCCCUGGAUAAGGAUUUCCGUGCCGUCCACAGCAAGCUGGAGAGCAUCUCAGCCAAAAACCGGCAGACGUUGCGGCAGAUCCGCAUCGAUGAGGUCAACGAGACCUUCGGCAAGUACGAGGAGUACAUCAAGCACCAGUACGCAGCCUUCAACACUAUGGUGGAGCUGGUGAAGAAAGACCCUGACGGUACCCGUCGCUACAUGAGGGACUUCGAGAAGAUCUAUGAGCGGGACAAGAGCGAACUGAGCCUGGACGUCUACUACCGCGGUGUCAUGGGCACCGGGACUUUGUUUGGCAGGCCCCUGCUCAAGGUCUACCUGGAGCACUGCGACUUCAACCGCCAGGUGAUGGAGCGUCGCUGCUCGCACCUAAGCCAUCUCUUCCACAUCGGCCUCAUAGCUCUCAUGGGCUACACUGCCGUCACCGAGGACGAUGAGGACGAAGUCCGGGAGAAGUGGGCGGACCGCGUGGCGAACAUCCAGGCCAAAAUGAUGGAGGCCCUGGCCCAGUGUAAAGAUGGGCCUUCGGGGACAUCGUAGCAGCUGCUUGCCGAAAGAAAAGCGGCAGCGGUGUGAGUAUUGUUUUUAGAGUGGGAAUGCAGGAAGGAAGCUCUCUGCAAAUGGAUAGGAUUGGAAAAGGAAACCCAAAGUUAUCACCGUUAGUCAAGUCACCUCUUGCCACCUCCACUUCAGGUGAAUAUGUAAGCAAUGUGGCUGUUGCUGAGUAUAAAUUGCUUUUUAAAAAAAAAAGGAAAAAAAGCCACAGGCUCAGUUUGGUGCAGGAUCAGUGUACCUACUUGAAGUGUGACCACUUUUUUUUUUUUUUUUGGGUACCCCCUUGGUGUGCUUGCACUUUAUAUGUGGCUAAAGUCAGCUUUUGUUACCCUACAGCUACUGCAGACUAUCUUGGUUAAAGUCUAAUUUUGUAUUUUAAAUAAAUUUUAAACUAUAGUCUAACUUCAUAAUGCCUGCUUGUGUGUUUUGUUAAUUAUGCAGAUUUAUAUUGGCUUCUGACUAACAAUAUAUGUGUAUAUAGCAAUAAUAUAUAACGGCAGUAAUGUCAAAGCUGAAAUACUUUCACCCUUAUGCCUGCACAUAUACUAUUUUUUUAAUGAGUUCCUCAUUUUUAAUUUGUGUAAACCUGAGACUUCCCCAGUAAUAUGCACAGUACUAUGAUAGGCAUAUUACUGGAAUCAUUACUGUAUGAAAUAAUUUUAACCCUAUAAUGUCAAUCUGGACACACAAGCCAGUAAAAUUAGUUUCCCUAAUUUUAAGAAUGUAUGUGUGUGUAAAUCAUGACUGGAAAUGAAUGUGUAUGAGGAGCACAUAAUUACAAAUUAUCGCAGUAUAUGCUGUAUUGGAACAUAUUCUUGAAAGGAAUAAAGUUUUUUCCUUUUUAAGCUCCUUAGCCUCGUAGUUAGAUUUUUUUGUUAAAUCCCUUUGCCUCACAGUGCAAGAAUAAAGGUAAAACCCUGAGUUUGCAGAGAUAUUUCAGGUUCAAAUCUCACCGAAGGAACUGUUCUCUGAGCUGCAAGAGCUCAAAUGUGUUCGCCAUCCACAGCAUUUGUAAAUCCUACUUGAGGUGCCACGGCCAA